This is a messenger RNA of Periconia digitata, 1918 nucleotides long. Lineage: Eukaryota; Fungi; Ascomycota; Dothideomycetes; Pleosporales; Periconiaceae. The record is from the annotation of a GenBank genome assembly.
GAGCUUUGCCAACUUUUUUUUUCUUCCUACUCUUCCCUUUCCCUCGUAUGCUGCGAUGAUCAUUGGCCUAUCACGGCCUGGAAUCGUCCCUUCGCUUGUGAGAUCAUCACCCCAGUCGAUAAAUCGAGUUCCUCCCUGACCGACCAUUUCCUUUACGAGCUGAAAGGCGGGAAAAAACAAAACACAAUGGGGCACGCACAGCCAAACUCGUGACCCGCCAGAUAGCAUCAAUCGCGCGAUAAAGAUUGCAAAAAGCAAGAGUCGAAUCACAAACUCUACGGAGCGAUGCGCCGGCUCCAUUGGUGAAGCGUCAGGAUACCACUGUUCAGCCUGGCGGUGGCCAAGCCGCUCACAGCCGUGCCUGGCAUCAUCAUGGGCACAGCGCAGUCACCGCCCCUUCGGACAUGAAUCCAUCUCAGCCAUGCUGUGCCCUGCUUGCCUGUGUGCGUACGUGCGUCAAUCCAAACGACAAAACGGCAGACGAAGGCAUGUGGGCAGCAUGUGCUUGUUUGUCGUCAGCUGGACCCCCACACGAACGAACGAACUCAGGCUUGUGUCCUGGCCAGCUUGACUAACUGCGUCGGAUGCACCACCGCCCUCGCCUUCCUUCUUGCCCUAUGUCGACUAUUUAAGUAGCCUUAUCCUUCCAUCCUCAAACGAGAUAUAGUCAACCCGUUAGUCCCACCAUUUGACGUAUCCGUCCCCUUCUUUCACGACUUAGCCCCUCACGCCUCCAAUUGCUCUUUGUCACCAGUCUCCGCUUCUCCACAACCGCUUUGUCAAUAUAAAACCUCCCUCCACCACCACUUUGGAAUCCUUCAUCAUGUCACCGCACCACGACGCACCCUCUCCUGCAUCUAGCUUCAUCACUUCUUCCUCACACUACCCUGUGCAACAUCAGACAACACACCCCUUCUACAACAUGACCUACCACGAUACAUUCGAGACCAGUUCCAUUGAAUCAGACAUCGGCCUUCGUCGAUCUCUGGUCCCAGGCAUCUAUGUCCCAACAGUGGCCUUCUUCGACCCUGCCAACGACAAUGUCGAUGUGGAGACUACAGCCCAACACGCAGUUCGUCUGGCACAAGCAGGCGUUGCUGGCAUUACCACUCAGGGUUCCAAUGGGGAAGCUGUCCAUCUUUCUCACCGCGAACGCAACCUCGUCACCAGCACCACUCGCAGGGCUUUGGAUGACGCAGGGUUCGGUUCCAUGCCCAUCAUCGUUGGCUGCGGAGCCCAGUCCACUCGCGAGGCUAUCGAACUCUGUGAGGAGGCUGCUGUUAGUGGAGGCGACUACGCCUUGGUGCUUCCCCCAAGCUACUACCAAGGCCUCUUUUCCAAAGACACUGUGCUCAGUUUCUUCAGGGAUCUAGCAUCAGCAUCACCUAUUCCUAUUCUCAUCUACAACUACCCAGGUGCCGUUUCUGGAAUGGAUCUCAAUUCUGAUGUCAUCAUCGACCUCGCACAGCACCCCAACAUUGUCGGUUGCAAGUUGACCUGUGGCAACACUGGAAAACUGAACCGCAUUGCUGCGGCAACCCGUGCCGCCACAGCUUCGAACCCCGGCUCAGGCUUCAUGUGCAUGGGUGGUUCGGUUGACUUCACCCUUCAAACCCUGAUCGGAGGUGGCUCGGGUAUCAUUGGCGGCAUGGCCAACAUUGCACCCAAGACCUGUGUGAAGCUAGUCAACCUUUAUGAGUCUGGCGAUCUGGUGGCCGCGCAGAAGCUGCAAGCUAUUGUAGCCCGCGGCGACUGGGCUGCAAUUCAGGGCGGCAUCAUCGGCACCAAAGCCGCCCUUGAAGCUCACUUUGGCUAUGGAGGUUACGCCCGCAAGCCCCUUCCCAGGCCAUCCAAGGAAGAGACUAGCAAGUGGCGCGAGUCUUUCGAUGAGCUGGUCAGAGUGGAAAAGUCUUUAUGA